UGAAAACAGCAGAUGAGGAACUGGAGACUUGUGAGAAGAUGUGUUCACGUGUGUGUGACAGUUGUUUGGUUGUGAAGGAUUCUUUUCUAAUUCAGCCUCCGGUGUGUGAGUGAAGCAGGACUCAGGCAGGAGGAGUUCACACUUCACAUCCAGCAUCAGUUCCGGUUUCAGCUGCAGCGGACUUCACGCUGGGUAGCAGCAGGUUAGCAGCGUCCAUAUUUCUAUAUUUAUAAAACACGUCUUUACCUCAGCAUGGUGGUAGACAACAGAGAGCCUGAGUCUGAGCCCCGGAUCUACGGGUUUACCAGGAGAGCUUCAGCUGUGUCCACGCACUUCAUCUGCAUCGUUUUCAGCCUCUUCAUCGCUCUGAUGUCCAGACCUGGCUCCAGUUUGUUUUCCUGGCAUCCUUUCCUCAUGACACUGGCUUUCUCCUUCUUCAUGACAGAAGCCAUUCUCCUCUUCUCCCCCCACGGCUCCCCUAUCAAAAGUUUCUCACACAAGGUCAAAGGUCGUGUUCACUGGAUCCUGCAGUGCCUGUGUGUGUCCUGUGCGGUCCUGGGUCUGGCAGCCAUCUCUUACAACAAACACCUGAACAGUAAACCCCACUUCACCUCAUGGCACGGUCUGCUCGGCCUGCUCACGGUGUGCGUGGUCGGGCUGCAGUCUUUGGCAGCUGUGCCUCUCAUCUACCAUUCCCUGGUCAAAGGCUGGUCCCUGGCCAAACUCAAACGCUAUCACGCGGCCUCCGGGCUCAUCACGUACCUGCUCGGCAGCAUCAGCCUGCUGCUCGGCCUCUGCUCGGCCUGGUUCACAGCCUCUGUCGGGGAAUACACCUGGUACCUGUCAGCACUGUGCCCGGCUGUCAGCGCCCUCAUCAUAAUGAACCAAGUCACCAGUGCGUACAUGGCCAAGAAACGUCUGCAAUACUGACAUUUUUUUCAGUCUCAUACAACCAUUUGAUUUUCUGUAAAAGGAGCUGAUUUCUGCAGCUACAGACUCAUAUUCCUCACAAGGAGUGUGGAUAAUGAAAUAGCUUUCUCUCAUUGCCUUUUUUAUACAAUGUAGAGGACACAGAGGUCACACGUCUCUGUAAUUUGGGGUUUUAGGUACGCCCCAAUGACCUGAAGAGUUUUUAUUUAACGGUUACGCACACAUUUUGAUGUUCCAUGUUGAGCUUUUUUGGUUUGUUUGGCAGCUUCUGAUGUUUUUAGCCAUGCUAGCUUUAACUACGACCAUGGACUGUAUGUACUACUAUUCAGACAAGAAGCCAAUACAUCCUGGAUAUGAAGGCUGAUCUUUUGCAUUUGGAGCCAGAUUCUGUGCAGUAGCGAUGGAGCCACAACAGAGGUCCAGUUGAAACAUCCUCUCAACCAAUCGCGAGUCAGUCUUAGCAGUCAAUCAGGACCUUUCACUUCCCUUCAAAUGAGUAAUAUAACAAUUGGAAAAACUACAGUGAUAAGAACUACAUAAUCUCAUUUGGCCCAUGUCACAUCCACUAACAUGGAGGAGUUGGAGGAAUUUAUGUCCUAUACUUGAACCAGCCACCAGGUGGCGAUCGGGAGGAUUUAGCUUUACUUUUGGGGAGCAGUCUUGUUGUCCAUCUUUAUAUAAUGAAUAUUUUUAAUGCUUAUUAGCAACAUUUUAACAUGCUCACAAGCCACAUUAAAAUUGUGAACCAGGUAAACAUAACAUGUUAAACACCAGUACGCUAGCAAUAGCAUUUUGCAAAGAAUUGUUUCCUCUACAUUCUCAGAUCUGCUAGCAUUGCUGCAGACGCAAUAUUGUUUUAACCAACAACUUUAAAUGUGCCAGAUUUGAGCAAAAAAAAAAUCGGUAAGUGAAAUAAAAAAUGGUUUCAAUAUUCUCUACAGACUGAAUAGUGUGAGGUUGGUUUUGACACAUCACCAAAACUUUUUGGCAGUCGUAAGAGAUCCUAUAGUGAAUCAUGAGCUCAUCCUGGCUAUGUCCUUGAAUAUUUGUUGAUCUCAGGUUGAAUUUUUGUAUCUUGUAUUAUCCUUCCUCCUGGUUACUGACUUAACCAUGUCUGAUGAUGUCAUACUAAAGUUAUGUCCAGAUUAAAAGCACAUGUCAAUGAUUCA
Messenger RNA from Paralichthys olivaceus (Japanese flounder), 2099 nucleotides. It is a transcript of the gene cyb561d2, whose product is annotated as cytochrome b561 family, member D2. Gene Ontology annotation, cellular component: endoplasmic reticulum. The record is from RefSeq and is a predicted model, not a curated record. Gene Ontology annotation, molecular function: heme binding; transmembrane monodehydroascorbate reductase activity. Lineage: Eukaryota; Metazoa; Chordata; Actinopteri; Pleuronectiformes; Paralichthyidae.